AUGUACCAACGGCCUCCUCGUCUCCUCGUGGCGGGGGACUCGGCAGGGGGCACGCGGCAGGAAAUACCGGAGGGGGCGGGUGCGGUCAUUCUUUCUCCCGCAUCCGUCGCACACACCACUCCCUUCUCCUGCUCACUCUGGGAUGGCGAACGGACGGAAGAGAGUCAGGCUGGCCAGGAACCCCGGGGUUUGGAUGGUCUUGCGGUAGAUGUGGCCGCCAGUUCCAUGCUCACAGAUUGGAUGCGCAGCAUGUUGCCGUUUGAGAUACAGACGGCUACGAGCUGCCGGUGCCGGCGGAGCAACUAAAUACGUCGUGACGUUGAGACGUUGACGAGGGAGGUUCCUCCAGCGACCAGCACCGUGACGUCGGCGGCAACGACGAUGAUUUCGGCUGUGGCAACGACGACCCCCAUCACGAAGGAGGCGGGCCUGCCGGUUCGGGCGACUCAUCUGCGGCUGGCGAGGGUGACGCUCGCGCGCGUGAGCUGGAUUUGGACAAUGUGCACACCCUUAUAAACGAAUACGUGGGGGCUGAAGUAGUGGACGGCCAGAACCUUCGUUUAGCCCCCGAGGCGCUGAGGAGCCCAUAUUUUCCGUGGGUGAACCUCAGAACAGCUGGUGUCCGUGUGGUCGCUGACGAGAGCUUUCGCAUGGUGAUUUUUGGUCUCGCUCUCAACUCUAUGGUGUAGGAUUUGUUUUUAUUGUCCGGACCCCUACAAUCGACCUUGCACUUUCCGGCACUGUAGCCCCGAGAUCACUCCGUAAGGGAGUCUAUUCAACAAAUCCACAACUCAAAUACGCGCAGAAUAUAGGCAAAUCUCGUUCGUGCCUCGGUCGCCCCACACCAUGCUUCACUGUUUUGUUGCCGGGCACGCGUGUUCGGCGAUGCUGCUGUGCAAGCAACAUGUUUGUACGUUUAUGGUGAUGUUUGCCCUUCGAACCAUUACCCAGGUCAAACAAGCAUCGCGCGUGGCGGGACUGGCGCUUAACUCCAUCCACAAGGGCUUACACAUCGCUGAUGAUAUCCGAAACCUCGGUGCAGUGGGGAACGCAAACGCGGGCGAAUUCAACCAUAAGGGCCUCAAGAAGUCACGACGUGACGCAUGUCUUCGGGCUGGGGACAACGAGGUACACAUCAUGAAGAACUGGAACGACAACCAACUCUGAAGUCACUGUCCGACGGCGUCACGUGGGAUGCGUGUGGUUUCGAGAACGGAAAGGAGGUUCGAAAGGAGUUGACAGCCGGGCCGCUCUGACGGGAAGUCCUCCAGGAUGUUUUCGCCUUGUUGCCGGCGAUGCAACUGAGCCCAGCUUCGGUGGAAGAUGGCACGACCACCGGGCAUCAAGGAGGGCGGCCUCACGGGUAUCAACAGUGGACGGCCGGCCUCAAGGGCGUGGACGCGGGCAUCAAACUUCAGACAUGGCAGGAGGAGGUGUCCAAAAUGCUCCCGUCGCCGCAGGAGCUUGACCAACGCUACGCCGAUUAUUUUGGGUGCGGGCGGAUUGACGGAGAGGCGCCACGCUAACCCCCGGACGUGCUCGUACUGCUGGAGAAACAGGACCUACAAAGACGGUCUUGUGUAUAAUAGCGUGGAGGUUUUCAACCACUCGGGCGGUGCACCGGAGGAAGCAAGUGCAGGUACGGGAACCGUCCGAGGGUGUCGGUGAAGGACGCCGGUCGUCAUUCUGGGUGAACGCGGUCCACUGCAUCAAGGGGCAGUGACGUGGAGAUUUAUCUCACGACCAAGGAUCAGCGGGAAGGACGAUAUGGGCUAGGGCAAACGACUUUGGGCAAGGUCGCCUCAUUCUUUGAGCACCAGGGCAACCCUUGGCGGCGAGACGGCGAAAGCAACAUUAUCCCUGAAGGGGAAUACACCAUCUGGAUGGCCGUGUUUGAGUGCGUGACCACCGGAUUGGGUAACAACUUGCAGCUCCAUCACACAACAGGGUUGGCCGAGUUCAAGAUGCGUCACACCCUAACCUUCUACCCCACCCCAGCCAUUCGGCGUGUAGUCCAUAUGAUGCAUGUGUGUCCCACAUCUGGCGACUCGGCCUGUGGUCUGGUACACGAGAGCAAGCGGCAGUGGCGGUGCAAACUACUGGGGAUUUCAACAUACCUGCUGAACAAGUACUAUCCACAGUCCAGGGCGCGAUUCCAUCGACUAUAAUGUCCUUCCGGCUAAUUCCGCGAGAAGAAAGAGGGCGGGGCAGUAUUGGAGGAGUCACCGAGAGCGAACACAACUUGAUAGUCCUCUCUCCGCUUGUUUUGAAUGUUUGGAGUUUUUUUUUUUGUGUGUGGGGAUGUGAGGGGUUUAACUUGUACCAUUGUCGAAGGAGUAGAACGCGAGUCGUAUCUGUGGCGGCCUUUCUCACUUGGUGUCCUCACCUUGGCCGCGUAAAGCAUGCCUUGGGUUGCGUUGUACUGAGGAUCACAUCCUUGGAAUGGAGCUUAUAGCUUCGUUUCGUUGGCGGUUGGGGUCGCCGCGCCCUCGUGUGGGCCGUUCUGAAGGAAUUGCGUUCUACGAAGUAUGUUUAUCUCAUGCAACCCGACGCCGAAGGCUCAUGAUGAUGGCAGUGUUAGUUUUGGCGUCCGAUUUAUGACGAAGUAUGCUGUAGCUGAGUUGUUUUUUUACCGCGAAUGACAAUAAAUUUCUGAUAAAUUUGCG
This is a messenger RNA of Ectocarpus sp. CCAP 1310/34, 2666 nucleotides long. The record is from the annotation of a GenBank genome assembly. NCBI's taxonomy places the organism in Eukaryota, Phaeophyceae, Ectocarpales, Ectocarpaceae.